CACAGGCCACCCACCAUGUCCACCUUGCUGGAGAUCAAGAGCAGCGUGCUCAGGCAGGUGCAGGUGUGCCCGUCCUUCCGCCGGAGGACUGAGGAGGAGCCGGCGAGCAGCAGCACCGAAGUGCAGGAGCCCGCGGCUGGGGCCUGGAAACCCGGAGAUGGUGUGGAGUUCUUCGCCCAGAUGCGCCUCAUCCUGAAGAAGGGGGAAAGCAGACAGGGCCUGCCGUGCCCCGAGGUCCUCCUGCGCAGUAGCUCCCCAGCCCCCACAGAGCCCGUGGACCCCAGCCGUGGCCUUAGAGCCCUGACCCAAGAGGAGGUGGAGAUGCUCUAUGAGGAAGCCUUGUACACAGUCCUUUACCGCGCAGGGACCAUGGGCCCCGACCAGGUGGAUGACCAGGGGGCCCUACUGAGCUACCUGCAGCAGGUGUUCGGCAGCAGCCCCGAGGAACAUGCUGAGGCUGUGGAGCGUGUGAAGAAGGCCAAGGCUCCCACAUAUGCCCUGAAAGUCUCCGUCAUGCGUGCCAAGAACCUGCUGGCCAAAGACCCCAACGGUUUCAGUGACCCGUACUGCAUGUUGGGCAUCCUGCCGGCCUCAGGCACCCUGAGGGAGCCGGGCACACACAAGGAGCAGCGCUUCAGCUUCCGCAAGGGCAGCAAGCGUGGUGGCCCACUGCCGGCCAAGUGCAUCCAGGUCACCGAGGUCAAGAGCAGCACCCUGAACCCCGUGUGGAAAGAGCACUUCCUCUUUGAGAUUGAGGAUGUCAGCACCGACCAGCUGCACCUGGACAUCUGGGAUCAUGAUGAUGACGUGUCCCUGGUGGAAGCAUGCAGGAAGCUGAAUGAAGUCAUUGGCCUAAAGGGCAUGAGCAGGUAUUUCAAACAGAUUGUCAAGUCUGCCCGCGCAAAUGGGACAGCAGGGCCCACGGAGGACCACACCGAUGACUUCCUGGGGUGCCUCAACAUACCCAUCCGCGAGGUGCCCGUGGCUGGUGAGGACCGCUGGUUCAAACUGGAACCGCGCUCCAGCGCCUCCCGCGUGCAGGGGGACUGCCAGCUGGUCCUCAAGCUGAUCACCACACAGAGGGACACGAGCAUGAGCCAGCGCGGGCGCUCGGGCUUCCUGUCCUACCUGCUGCUGCUCAGCCGUCUGCUGCAGUUCGAGCACCAAGCCGAGGAGCCCAACUCGAGCAGCUGGCGCGGUGAGCUCAGCGGGCCUGCGGCCACCGUGCUCUGCCUGCACGGCGCGCAGAGUAACCUGUCGGCGCUGCAGCUGGCUGUGCUGCACUGGCAGGUCAGCAGCCGCCACCAUCAGACCCGCACCCUGGACUACGGCUACCUGCUGGGGCUGUUGGAAGAUAUGCAGGCACACUGGGAAGAGGCGGCCUCGCUGCCCCAGGAGCAGGAGGAGGGACUGGCAGACAGCUUCUCCGCCUUCUCUGAGUUUGGGCUUCGGUUGCUGCGCCAUCUCCGAGACUACUUCCCUGCCACCAACAGCACAGCUGUCUACCGCCUGGAGCUGCUGUUGAAGUGUCUUGGCAAGCUGCAGCUCUUCCAGCCUUCCUUUGAGAUCUGCCCCUUCGAGACGGAGCUAAACAUGGACAUUGCUGCUGCCCUGAAGAGAGGGAAUCGUGAAUGGUUCGACAAGCUCCUGAACUCCCAGAGUCCUCGUGAGCAGCCGGGGCCACAGCGCCUUGCAGGGCUGGUCAAGCUGGCUGACACUGUCUACGAGGAUCUGCAGUCCUGCUAUGGCAUCUAUGCCAGCCUCUUCCACAGCAUCAUCAAGAUCGACUUCUUCACCCUCACCUUUCGGCAGCUGGAGCGUCUGGUGGCUGAAGAGGCGUGGGUGCUGACGGAGGAGCUGAGCCCGAAGAUGACCCUCGAGGUGGCCUCGGGGCUUUUUGAGCUCUACCUGACCCUGGCAGACAUCCAGCGCUUCUGGGGCAGCAUCCCGGGCCGGGACAGCCGCUCCCUUGCCCUGGCUGGCAUCCAUGCCCCAUUCCUGCCUGCUGUGAAGCUUUGGCUGCAGGUGCUGCGGGACCAAGCAAAGUGGAGGCUUCAGGGAGCCGUGGAUGUGGACACGCUGGAGCCCAUGGAUUCCUCCUCCAAGCACAGCAGCUCCGCAGCCACUGCAAGCCUCUGCUUCAGCCACAUCCAGGAGCUGUGGGCCCGCCUGGCAUGGCCAGACCCUGCCCAGGCCCAGGGGCUGGGCACCCAGCUUAGCCAGGACCUGUGUGAAGCCGCCCUCUUCUACACAGAGCUGCUGCGGAAGAAGGUGGACACUCAGCCUGGGGCAGCGGGCGAGGCAGUGAGCGAGCCACUCUGCGUGGUCCUCAACGAUGUGGAGCUCCUGCGCAAGGCUGCUGGCCAGGCGCUGCGUGGCCUGGCAUGGCCGGAGGGGGCUCCAGGGCUCGAGGGUGCGCUCCCGCGCCCCCUGCUUAGCUGCAUGCAGGCUCUGGAUGAGGACCUGCAGCGGGAGGCCCGAACCGUGACGGCACACCUGACCUCCAAGAUGGUGGGUGACAUCAGGAAGUACGUGCAGCACAUCAGCCUCUCGCCUGACUCCAUCCAGAACGAGGAGGCCGUGGCCCCGCUCCUGAAGUACCUGGAUGAGAAGCUGGCUCUGCUGAACGCCUCGCUGGUGAAGGAGAACCUGAGCAGGGUGCUGGAGGCCCUCUGGGAGCUGCUGCUACAGGCUAUUCUGCAGGCUCUGGGCGCAAACCGUGACGUGUCUGCCGACUUCUAUGGGCGCUUCCACUUCACGCUGGAGGCCCUGGUCAAUUUUUUCCACGCUGAGGGCCAGGGUUUGCCCCUGGAGAGCCUGAGGGAUGGAAGCUACAAGAGGCUGGAGGAGGAGCUGCGCCUGCACCAGUGCUCCACCCGGGAGUGCAUCGAGCAGUACUACUUGGACAAGCUCAAACAGAGGUCCCUGGAGCACAACCGGUUUGGGCGCCUGAGCGUCCGCUGCCACUACGAGGCGGCCGAACAGCGGCUGGUGGUGGAGGUGCUGCACGCCGCCGACCUGCUCCCCCUGGACGCCAACGGCCUGAGCGACCCCUUUGUGAUCGUGGAGCUGGGCCCGCCGCACCUUUUCCCUCUGGUCCGCAGUCAGAGGACCCAGGUCAAGAGCCGGACGCUGCACCCCGUGUACGACGAGCUCUUCUACUUCUCCGUGCCCGCAGAGGCCUGCCGCCGCCGGGGCGCCUGCGUGCUGUUCACCGUCAUGGACCACGACUGGCUGUCCACCAACGACUUCGCGGGGGAGGCAGCCCUGGGCCUGGGCAGCAUUGGCGGCGUCGCGAGGCCCCAGGUGGGAGGGAGCGCGAGGGCCGGGCAGCCGGUCACCCUGCACCUGCGCCGGCCCAGAGCCCAGGUGAGAUCGGCGCUUAGAAUGCUGGAGGGCCGCAACAACAAGGAGGCGCAGGAGUUUGUCAAGAGACUCAAGGAGCUGGAGAAGUACAUGGAGGCAGACCCCUGAGCCCCUGCGGCCGCCAGCCAGGCCCUCCCCAAGUCCCCGUGUUGUUCUCUCGCUGUGGUCAGCUUUGUGCAGCCGGGCUCAUGGUGCCCCUUCCCCUGCUUCAUGGUGUGUAUGCUGUGGCUGGACUCCCUGGGUUCCCUUUUGCCCUGGUCAUGUCUCUGUGGUGUGUGCCGUGAAGCCCCUGUGCCCAGUAAGCCCCACCCCACUGGAUCCAGACGGCCGACUGGGCGAGGCCUGGCCAGCAGCUGCCCCCCCACCCUGGAGCAGAGAGAGCAGGCCUGGCCGCCAGCUUCAUUGGGAGGGCUCUGAGGCAGGACCCAGAGCAAGGCCGGGUUAGAAGCACAGAGAGAAAACCCAGAGUCCAGUCCUGCUGGCAGCUGCAGGGGCUGAGGCCACCAGGCCUGUGUGUGUUCCCGCAAGUUCCACUGCCAUCUCUAGAUGUCCUCAUCACUCCGCCUCGGAAAAUAUACAUGUCUGCAGUGUUCAGUCUCUCUGCCGUUUCCUGAUUCCUUUCCAAAUCUCUGUGGGGACCCUGGUCUCUGUCUCUUCAGGGCUGCUGCUGCCGCCUCCCCCAUCUUUGGGGUCAGGCCCAAGUUCCUCAGACUCCUCCUCGGUGUCACUGUCAGCCCUGUCUCUG
Molecule: messenger RNA, 4111 nt
Organism: Mesoplodon densirostris (Blainville's beaked whale)
Lineage: Eukaryota; Metazoa; Chordata; Mammalia; Artiodactyla; Ziphiidae
Gene: BAIAP3
Product: BAI1 associated protein 3
Exons: 34
Coding region: 16-3474 (1152 amino acids)
Source: RefSeq, a predicted model, not a curated record